CUCGCUCUCUCUCCUCGCCGGCUCUGUUCCUCUUACAAUCGAGAAAAGAUUGUGGAAUAAUUCAAAAUGACUUCCAUUAUAUCCACUAUUUCGUUAGUCGCUCUCGUCGGAAUAUGCUUGGCAGAAGCCAAUUACUUGCCACCAUCAAAUGGAAAUGGCAACGGUAACGGGAAUAUACUCAACGGCAAUGGAAAUGUUAAUGGCGUCAAUGGCAAUGGCGCAUUCGGAAAUGGUAAUGGCGUGAAUGGAAAUGGCGGAUAUACCAAUGGUAAUGGCGUGAAUGGAAAUGGCGCUUAUGUAAAUGGAAAUGGGAAUGGUGCCAAUGGAAAUGGCAUAAAUGGUAAUGGCGGAUAUACCAUUGGUAAUGGUGUGAAUGGAAAUGGAAAUGGUAAUGGUGUAUAUGCUAAUGGAAAUGGUGUAAAUGGUAAUGGGGUGUAUGCUAAUGGAAACGGUGUAAACGGUGGAUAUCAGAAUGGAAAUGGAGUGACCGUGUACGCCAAUGGCAUUGUGGAUCCCUUCAGAGCUCUAGCUGAUGCCAUUGCGGUGGCGGCGUCCCAGGUGUGGACUACCCAUCCUGGCCUUCGUCCCCUCCACGGGUAUUCUCCUGCAACGGCCUACUUCCUGGAUAUUAUGCUGAUACAUCUCCCGAGGCUGGUUGCCAGAUUAUUUAAUAAGAAGGUAGGUUUUGUUUCAACUACACCCUGCUUUAGCAUCUACUCUGAUGUCAUCCGGCCUUUGUUAUUCCUCAUGUCAAGUUACCCAAGUUUUAACUCCUUUGGAUCACAGGGGAUUAAAUAG
Messenger RNA from Penaeus monodon (black tiger shrimp), 798 nucleotides. RefSeq names its product glycine-rich cell wall structural protein-like. The transcript is spliced from 3 exons. NCBI's taxonomy places the organism in Eukaryota, Metazoa, Arthropoda, Malacostraca, Decapoda, Penaeidae. The record is from RefSeq and is a predicted model, not a curated record. Bases 67 to 798 code for a protein of 243 amino acids.